Penicillium vulpinum is the source of this 306-nucleotide messenger RNA. RefSeq lists its product as uncharacterized. NCBI's taxonomy places the organism in Eukaryota, Fungi, Ascomycota, Eurotiomycetes, Eurotiales, Aspergillaceae. Bases 1 to 306 code for a protein of 101 amino acids. The record is from RefSeq and is a predicted model, not a curated record. The transcript is spliced from 2 exons.
AUGAAUUCCAGACAUAGACAGCGUCGCCCACAACUAGGAUAUACGUUACCCCAUGAAUCGCAGUGGAUUCCUUUCAGGAUUUUAGCCUCAAAAUCACCAAUUACGGUUUGCUUGACUUUCAUCGGGGGCGCCAAAUUCUUCCUCAACUUACGUCUGUCUAUACGUGAUUUCAGUAUUCACAAUUAUUAUAAAAUUCUUAAUCAACUUCGAUAUAUUUAUAACAAUCCAAAUAAGACUUCAGAAGCAAAAAACUGUCUCCUUUUAAUAAAGCAGGAUAUCGACUCACUCGCCGCUUAUACCGCUUAG